Messenger RNA from Cylicocyclus nassatus, 1776 nucleotides. Lineage: Eukaryota; Metazoa; Nematoda; Chromadorea; Rhabditida; Strongylidae. The record is from the annotation of a GenBank genome assembly.
UCUCGCUUCCGAUGUCACGACGUAAUCUUCAGCAUCUCCUAUAUCCGGAGAUGACCCAUCUGCUUCUUCUGCUGAUCACGUUAUUUCCCUUAUCUCUCCAAGUGUCACUGCUCGAACAGCUUCACUGGAUUGAUGACCCUGUGCCAGUUUGUGAUCGCAGUAACUCCAACAACUCACAUGUAUACUGCAAUAGCACAUUGUUAAUAGCCGUAAACUUCCAUGAGCUGUACAAUGAUUCGAAAACAUUUGUUGAUAUGCCGAUGAAGAAUGAUCCAGACUACGUCUUGGAAAAGUUCAAGGAGCAGUUUGGCACACAAUCCAUCGAAUCCAUAGACAGGGCAAAGCUCAAAGAUUUCGUUGAUGAGCACUUUAGCCCACCGGGAAGUGAGUUGGUGCCUUGUACUCCUGAAGACUGGGACCCACAGCCACCGAAGCUCGUAGCCAUUGUGGAUCCAAAGCUUCGAGAAUGGGCACUUUCACUGAAUGGUGCUUGGAGGAAUCUUUGUAAGAGGAUCAAUCCGGACAUUGAAAACAACACUUCACGCUCUUCGUUGAUCCAUUUGCCAAACAAUUUCAUCAUGCCUGGAGGACGAUUUAGAGAAAUUUACUAUUGGGAUGCUUAUUGGAUCAUAAAGGGUCUUAUCGCGUGUGACAUGUAUAAAACUGCAAGAGCCAUGAUAGAAAAUUUAGCUUCAUUGGUAGAAAGAUUUGGAUUUGUGCCAAAUGGUGGCCGAGUUUACUACUUGCAAAGAUCUCAACCGCCUUUGUUGGCAGGAAUGGUUUACGAAUACUACGAAGUAACCAAAGAUAAAGACUUCAUCACCAAGAUGAUACCAAUUCUAGAAAAGGAAAUGGAUUUUUGGAAUACGAAUCGAAUGACUACAGUAGAAAUAAAUGGAGAGACUCAUGCGGUUUAUCUUUACAACAGCAGAAGCAAUUUGCCACGGCCGGAAGCCUAUACGCAGGAUUUGAAAAACGCGCAAAAAGCGCACUACAAACCUCAAUAUUGGCAGGGUCUUGCUAGCGCGGCCGAGUCAGGAUGGGAUUUUUCUACAAGGUGGUUUAGCGAUCGCAAAGAAAUUUUUGCCGUUGACACGAAAAAUGUUCUCCCGGUGGACCUGAACGCAUUCAUGUGUUGGAACUUUGAUAUUUUGACCUAUUUGUACGAGAGAAUAGAUGAUCCAAUCAAGUCCGAAUUCUAUCGAGAACGGCGAGCUAAAUUCCGAAAAACUGUACACAAGGUUUUCUAUAACCAAACCGCUGGUUCCUGGUUUGAUUUCAACUUACGAACUGGUAAACAUAAUCAAGCGUUUUAUCCAUCGAUUGCCGUGCCGCUGUUUACUGGAUGUUACAACACCUUGAAUCAGGGCAAAUCCGAAAGAUUGUUCAGAUUGAUGAAGCAUAUCGGAGUUUUUGAGUAUCCUGGUGGCAUUCCAACAUCGAUGGUCACUAGCAGUGAAGAGCAAUGGGACUUUCCAAAUGGGUUCAGUCCACUAAAUCAUAUGGUGGUCGAGGGACUCAGAAAAAGCCACAAUGCUCAAAUGCAGGAUGAAGGUUACCAGCUUGCCAAGAAAUGGAUUAUGGGUAACUAUAAAGUCUGGAAGGAAACAAACCACAUGUGGGAAAAGUACAACGUCAUUGGUGAUUAUCCGAAGCCAGGAUCCGGAGGAGAAUACGAUGUUCAGGAUGGCUUUGGCUGGACGAAUGGUGCUAUUCUUGACUUACUUGUGACCUAUAACCACCGACUUCACGUCGAUUGAUAGAAGAAUAUGAAGC